CUCGUUGUCACAUUGUCCAACAUGGCUGCGUCCGUGUUAUGGAGGCGCGGUUAUGUAUCGUGCCUUCCUCGGGGAAGACGUCUUUAUUUCACACCGAGGUCUAAGUUUCACUGUUCUCCGUCUGCACAUAACGGACUGCUCUUCUCUCUAAAUAAACGCGGUAUUCUGAAGGAUUGUUUCCCAGAAAACGCAGCUCAGGACGAGCUUCCUCUGUUGCUCCAAUCCGGUGCGCAGACUGUUUACUGCGGCUUUGACCCCACGGCCGACAGCCUCCAUGUGGGCAACUUGCUAGCUAUCAUCGGCUUGCUGCACUUCCGUAGCGCCGGGCACCAUGUCCUCGCUGUGCUCGGAGGAGCUACGGCACAAAUCGGGGACCCCAGCGGGAAGACGAGCGAGAGGGAGCGUCUGUCCGAGGACGCAGUGCACGCCAACACCCGCGGCAUCCGGGAGAGCAUCGAGAGGAUUUUCACCAACCACGAACUGCUGUUUCACGAUAGCUCCGUGAAGAUGGGCACCGUGACUGUGUUGAACAACCUGAGCUGGUACAAGAACUGGAACGUGGUGAGGUUUCUGUCGGAGGCUGGCAGGCACUUCAGAAUGGGCACCAUGCUCAGCCGCCACAGCGUGCGGUCCAGGCUGAAGAGCGCAGACGGCAUGAGCCUGACAGAGUUCACCUACCAGGCGUUCCAAGCUUAUGACUUCUACCAUCUGAACCAAAUCUAUGGCUGCAAGAUUCAGCUCGGAGGGACCGACCAGUCUGGCAAUUUGAUGUCUGGCCAUGAGUACAUUGGCAAAGUGAGCGGUGAGGAUGUGUAUGGCCUGACCAUUCCCUUGGUGACCAGCUCUGUCGGGGACAAGCUGGGGAAGACGGCGGGUAACGCAGUGUGGCUCAACAGAGACAAGACAUCUCCCUUUGAACUCUACCAGUUCUUUCUCAGGCAGCCUGACACCAGUGUGGAAGGAUACCUGAAGCUGUUCACCUUCCUGCCUCUGAUGGAGGUGGAAAAGCUGAUGGAACAGCAGAGAAAGGAUCCAGGGAAACGCCUCGCACACAAACGGCUGGCUGCAGAGGUGACGAAACUUGUGCAUGGAAAGGAGGGCCUUGAGAGUGCUAAGAGAAGUACCAAUGCACUGUACAACAGCAGUGUGCAGGCCUUAGAGGAAAUGAGUGAUGAGGAACUUCAGGAGCUCUUCAGGGAGGCGCCCUUCCAUGAGCUGCUGUUGGAGCCAGGGACCACUGUCAUAGACGCCUGCCGCAGGAUCAGUGCCAUACCAGAGGGACCCAGAGGGUAUCAGAUGGUUUCAGACGGAGCAGUGUUGAUCAACCACAAGCGAAUAGAAAACCCAGAGCAGGUGCUCAUCCCCAGAAUACACAUCCUGUCUAAUGGACUUACCUUGCUCAGAGUAGGCAAAAAGAACUACUACAUCAUCAGGUGGCUUGGUCUCUGAGACAGCCUGCUCUGGAAAAGGACCGGUUUACUUUAACAGACUGACUGGGAAGGUAGGCCACUCCAUGGCAGCAGGGUCAGUAAGGAAAUGCUGACGGGCUGAUAUUUUGGAAGAUCCUGGGUAUCAGGCAUAGAAUUUAGUAAAGUACAGUGGCUGUUAUUUAAGUGUGUACUUGAACAAAUGUGACAUUUAUCAAAGACUAAGUUAUUAAAAAGCAUUUUGUAUA
Molecule: messenger RNA, 1675 nt
Organism: Monopterus albus (swamp eel)
Lineage: Eukaryota; Metazoa; Chordata; Actinopteri; Synbranchiformes; Synbranchidae
Gene: yars2
Product: tyrosyl-tRNA synthetase 2, mitochondrial
Exons: 5
Coding region: 22-1449 (475 amino acids)
Biological process (GO): proteolysis; tyrosyl-tRNA aminoacylation
Cellular component (GO): mitochondrion; cytosol
Molecular function (GO): tyrosine-tRNA ligase activity; ATP binding; RNA binding
Source: RefSeq, a predicted model, not a curated record